Messenger RNA from Schistocerca nitens (vagrant locust), 831 nucleotides. Its product is annotated as polyadenylate-binding protein 1A-like. The transcript has 2 exons. The coding region runs from base 1 to 831 and encodes 276 amino acids. Lineage: Eukaryota; Metazoa; Arthropoda; Insecta; Orthoptera; Acrididae. Gene Ontology annotation, molecular function: RNA binding. The record is from RefSeq and is a predicted model, not a curated record.
AUGCUGGAAGAUGGACGUAGUAAAGGAUUUGGAUUUGUUUGCUUUUCUUCACCUGAGGAAGCAACUAAGGCUGUAACAGAGAUGAAUGGUAGGAUUGUUGGUACUAAACCUCUGUAUGUUGCCCUAGCGCAAAGAAAGGAAGACCGCAAAGCUCAUUUGGCGUCUCAAUAUAUGCAGAGAAUGGCCAACAUGAGAAUGCAGCAAAUGGGACAGCAGAUCUUCCAGCCAAAUGCAGGCGGUGGAUACUUCGUUCCAACACUUGCCGCCCAGCCGCAACGUUAUUACACUCCAGCACAGAUGACACCAAUAAGAGCAAAACCACGCUGGACUGCACAACCCCAAGUGCGUCCUAAUGCUCAGGGCACUGCUUCGACAUUUGGAAAUUUGCCUUUCCGUGCUGCUCCAAGACCUGCAGCGCAGCCAACUUCAAUUCGAAACCAACUGUCUGCAAGGUCAAUUACAGGUCAACAGUCCGUUGGAGCGGGUAGCAUCCAGGGCCGUCCAAUGGGUGCUCCAACUGUGUCAGUUUCUGCUCAGGGAGGUCCUGCUACAUACAAGUACACAGCUAAUAUGCGUAACCCACCACAACCAAUGCCUGUGGCACAGCAACCGCCUGUACAGCAGGCUGUGCACAUUCAAGGCCAAGAACCACUGACUGCCUCAAUGUUGGCUGAGGCUUCCCAUCGUGACCAGAAACAGAUGUUGGGAGAACGUCUGUUCCCCUUAAUUCAGCAUAUGUAUCCAGAAUUAGCUGGGAAAAUUACUGGAAUGUUACUGGAGACUACUGCACAGUUCCAGUGCCCUGGUGGUGAAUGUGAGUACUUCGUGUGA